AUGGCAAGCAGCGCAAAGUUGGAGAUGUCGCAGCCUCCCCGGGCUGCUGUUCCCGUGAAAAAGGUGCAUUAUCCGUUCUGGUUUGGUGGCUCUGCAUCAUGUUUUGCGGCCACUGUGACGCACCCUUUGGAUCUUGGUAAAUUAUUCCUGGACCUUAUCGGCUGUGUUCGCUUGCAAACACGUGGGCCCGGAGCGCCAACCACCAUGCUGGGCACUUUUGGCCAUGUGAUUAAGAGUGAUGGAAUUUUGGGUAUAUAUAGAGGGCUUUCGGCCGCGCUCUUGCGACAGAUAACGUAUUCCACCACUCGCUUCGGUAUAUAUGAAGAGCUGAAAUCGCGCUUCACAUCGCCCGAUGCUCCCACUAGCACCCUCACCCUGGUCGGAAUGGCCUGUACAUCCGGCUUCCUUGGCGGUAUCGCAGGAAACCCGGCCGACGUUAUGAACGUGCGCAUGCAGUCCGACGCAGCUCUCCCCAUAGAGCAACGCCGUAACUACAGACAUGCCUUCCACGGACUGGUCCAGAUGACCCGCCAUGAAGGUCCCGCAAGUCUGUUCCGUGGCGUUUGGCCCAACUCGACUCGUGCCGUGCUGAUGACCGCAUCGCAAUUGGCCUCAUACGACACCUUUAAGCGUCUCUGCAUCGACAGGUUCGGCAUGUCUGAUAACCUGGGCACUCAUUUCACUGCGUCCUUCAUGGCUGGUUUCGUCGCGACAACCGUCUGCAGCCCCGUGGACGUGAUUAAGACCCGUGUGAUGAGCGCUUCCCCGGCCGAGAGCCACGGCCACAACAUCGUGGGUCUCCUACGAGACAUCACCCGCAAGGAAGGCUUCGCCUGGGCCUUCCGCGGCUGGGUUCCUAGCUUCAUCCGCCUGGGUCCCCAUACCAUCGCUACAUUCAUCUUCCUGGAAGAGCACAAGAAGCUCUAUCGUCUGCUGAAGGGCGUCUCCGAGGAGAAGCACACAGCAUAG
Molecule: messenger RNA, 969 nt
Organism: Aspergillus nomiae NRRL 13137
Lineage: Eukaryota; Fungi; Ascomycota; Eurotiomycetes; Eurotiales; Aspergillaceae
Product: putative mitochondrial dicarboxylate carrier
Exons: 4
Coding region: 1-969 (322 amino acids)
Biological process (GO): mitochondrial transport; malate transmembrane transport; oxaloacetate transport
Cellular component (GO): mitochondrial membrane
Molecular function (GO): malate transmembrane transporter activity; succinate transmembrane transporter activity; sulfate transmembrane transporter activity
Source: RefSeq, a predicted model, not a curated record